Molecule: messenger RNA, 2168 nt
Organism: Olea europaea var. sylvestris
Lineage: Eukaryota; Viridiplantae; Streptophyta; Magnoliopsida; Lamiales; Oleaceae
Product: inactive protein kinase SELMODRAFT_444075-like
Exons: 12
Coding region: 1-1899 (632 amino acids)
Biological process (GO): protein phosphorylation
Cellular component (GO): plasma membrane
Molecular function (GO): protein kinase activity; ATP binding
Source: RefSeq, a predicted model, not a curated record
AUGCGCAGUACAUUUAUAAAUGUUUAUUUUUCUGAUUUGGUUUUUGACUGUUCUGGCGAAGUUAAGAGAAGUUUGUUCCAAGGGAGCUCAGUUAUGCCUUUUGACAAGGAGUAUUGCGAAGAUGGGUACACAGAAAGUAGUAUUGAUAUCAACAUCCAUAGAUAUAAGUUGGAUUGCGGUGGUAAUGGAAGGAUUGUCCCUAUAAAGGAAACGCAUGAAAAUGUUAUAGAAAUAGAAAGAAGAGAAUUUUGCAUAUGGCAUGUAAAGAUGAAUGUAGAGGUGGAAGCUGGUCCAUCCCGAAAGGCAGCCGCUGUUAGAGGCGCCAAAAAGUUGGGGGCUACAUGGAUUAUACUUGACAGGGAGUUGAAGAAAGACAAGCAAUACUUUAUGGACAGGCUCUUGUGUGGCAUAUCGAGUAUGAAGAGUAACAACACCGUUGUAGAGGUCAGAGGUCCAAUUCGAAAACAUGUUUCAUAUGAUGAAAUGAUACCAUCAUACUCGUGGGAAGAACUUUCUCCUUCACAACAGAGCAAGUAUGUUUAUCCAGAGGUCCAAUUCGAGAACAUGGAUCAUUUGAUGAAAAUAUACCAUCAUACUCGAGGGAUAAAUAUUCGAUCUCCAAGCAUCCUCCUUCAUCGUCUUUCGUCCACGAUGCCUUUCCCUUUGAAGGAGAAAGGAGAGAGAAUGAUUACUAUUUACAUCCACGUAUUAAUACAUGGUAUUGUAGAAUCUCCAGCAACUCAAAAGGCUAGCUCAUUCAAAGAACAAGCUCAUAACAGAUGCAGUAGGCACUUUCUUGAUAAUUCCAAAGUAUUAGCCUCGACUGCUGGUAUUAUAGAGACAAGACAAACAAUGGGGAAGGUAAUGAAACUAAGACAAACAAGAGAGGAAUUUGAAAGUACUUGUUCAGUUUGUAGAAACAAGCGACCUAAGCUUGCUAUGCAAAGGGACUUCACUUUUGAAGAGCUUUAUGACGCUACAGGGGGGUUCUCAGAUGAAAAUUUCAUAUCAGAAGGGGGAUUUGGUUUUGUAUUUAAAGGAGUGUUGGAAAAUGGACUAAAAAUAGCUGUUAAGCAGCACAAAGCUGCCAGUCUUCAAGGAGAGAGAGAAUUCAAAUCUGAAGUUCAUGUACUUAGCCAUGCAAGACAUCAAAAUUUAGUCAUGCUACUGGGCUCUUGUUCAAAAGGAAGCCAGAGGUUACUUGUUUCUGAAUAUGUCUGCAAUGGCUCACUGGAAGAACUCUUGUCAGGUAACAGUAAGAGGCCUCUCAACUGGGAAAAGAGAAUAAAAAUAGCACUGGGAGCUGCCAAAGGCUUAGAGUGUCUGCACGCCCGCAACAUCGUCCACAGAGAUAUGAGACCAAGCAACAUUCUCAUUACGCAUGACCAUGAGUCACGGCUGGGAGAUUUUGGUCUUGCAAAAGCACAAGAAGAUGAUUCUGUUACCUCAUAUAGUGGCAUGGUUGGCACUCUUGGGUACAUGGCACAGGAAUAUGCAGAACAUGGAAAAAUGUCGACAAAGACAGAUGUCUAUUCAUUUGGAAUGGUUAUGUUGCAGCUUAUCACUGGACUAAGGACAACGGAUAAGAUUCCUGAGGGGAAAAGUCUCGUUGGAUGGGCAAAACCACUUCUGGAAUCAAAAAACUAUCCAGACCUCAUUGAUAAAAGAAUUGCAAACUCCCAUGACGUCCACCAACUUCUCUGGAUGGUGCGAGUUGCUGAAUCUUGUCUGAAAAAGGAUCCAAAUGUAAGGUGUACAAUGGAACAGGUAGUUCAUGAUUUGAGCUGCAUAGGUGAAGACAACACAAACUUUAUUCGACACUUCUUUCCAACAGACAUGGAUUCCGACUCUGAGAUUAGUAUAAUUGACUCCCAUGUACCAGAGGAUGAAUCAAAAUAAAAUGAAUACAACUUGAAAAGUGUUCGUUUCAGUUGAACAGUCUGCCAAAAUCUGCUUCAAGAGAUAAUGGGUUCUUGUGGCAAGGGAAAAAGCUUCACAUUUUUCUAAUUUGUAUUCAAGCUUUCAACACACUGGUUUAUUUUCUUUCCUUUUUUGAGUAUUGACUGUGUUGGUUCUGUAAUGAGAAGGUUGGAUUUUAUUGUCAUUUAUUUAUUUUUCUAAUUUAGUGUUGUAAAUUGUGUAUAUAAAAACUUGAUUUUCACAUAUUA